CAGCACUGUGGAGCUCAAGUUCUUACAUAAUGAGCAAAAACUCACUGCUGCAGGAUGCUGUGCAGAGACCAAAGUCCCUCCCCUCAAUUUUACGACUUCUUUUUCACAGAGUGAGUGAGUCAGUGUGAGAGAGGAUGUGGAAGAAGGAGUGGGGAUGCUUGCGAGGCUGUCUCGGCCAGAGCUUGAAAGACACGCUGGGGACUCAUCGCUCAGACUUUGCACUGUGUAAACGUGACAAAAGUGCACUUUUUUUCUUUUUUGGUCAGGUACAAAGAAUGGAAGAUAGUUCUGUGGUGGAGCCACCAUCAUCUAAACAUGAAUCCAGAAGCUUCCAAUACAAAUUUUUGACAAUCUGAGAAAAGGUAAGAGAUUUUGAGAUGAUGAAAAUGUCCUUGUCUCCUGGAAUGAAGCCUCGGGAGAAUGUAGAUAUGAUGUACAUCUCCAUUGAGGCAGCGAUUGCCUUGGCGUCUGUGCUGGGAAACGUGCUAGUGGUGCUGGUGGUGUGUGUAAACCGAGCCCUCCGGAACACCACCUUCUGCUUCAUUGUGUCUCUGGCGGUGGCUGACAUCGCUGUGGGGGCUCUGGUCAUUCCUCUGGCUAUUAUCAUCAGUCUGGGACUUAACACUCAGUUCUACACCUGCCUCUUCCUUUCCUGCCUCCUCCUCAUCAUCACUCAGUCCUCCAUCCUUUCACUGCUGGCUAUCGCCGUGGACCGAUACCUGCGAGUGAAGAUUCCCACCAGGUACAGCACCAUAGUGACCCAAAGGAGGGCCUGGGUAGCGGUCUGCCUGUGCUGGAUCCUGUCCUUCCUCACAGGAUUGGUUCCUAUGAUCGGCUGGAACAACAGUGAAGCCCACAGAAACCUGAGCAAGUCCGACGACAUUGUCUGUAAAUUCACCUCGGUCAUGAGCAUGGACUACAUGGUGUACUUCAACUUCUUCGGCUGGGUGGUCACGCCGUUGGCUAUUAUGAUCACUCUUUAUGCGGAGAUCUUCAGGGUGAUCCGGCGACAGCUGAACCGGCGUGCUGAGGCCACGUGUGAUGGGGAGAGGUACUAUCAGAAGGAGCUGAAGCUGGCCAAAUCACUGGCCUUGGUGGUCUUCUUCUUCACCGUGUGUUGGCUGCCGCUGCAUGUCAUGAACUGCAUCAACUUCUUCUGCUCGGACUGUCACAUGCCCAAGCUGGCCAUUUACGCAGGAAUCUUCAUGUCCCAUGUGAAUUCCGCCAUCAAUCCCAUGAUUUAUGCAUUUAGGAUAAAACCAUUCCGUGUCACGUUGAUUAACAUCACUCGGCGAUGCUUGUUCUGUAAGUCCACAGAGCCCACCCAGUGUCCCACGAGCACACCGGCGCUGACAGACAAAAUGGAUGUAAAACUAUAAAAUUGGACUAUAAUAUUGGCAAAUUCCCCUUGAACUUGUGGGGUUACAUGAUAUUUGGAACUUGGACUUAUGUAGAGACACAGUUCUGCAUUCCACAGAGUCAUGGGACACAUUUAUUUCAAACUCAUUCAAAUCACUUUGGUUCUGUUGACAUUACCAGCUGAAGUGCUCAAAAUCACAUUUUUACACCCAUGCUCUGUACGGCAUGAGGGGAUAUUAAACAAAAUAACUUGAAGAGGGUUAACCAAGGAUAAAAUGAUUUGAUUUUGAGAUUAAAUAAGGUUAAAAGUUAGUGUCACAUGCCAAGGUCAAAAUGUCAGUCAUGUGCUUAUAUGUAGGGGAUGGCUAUUUGGACGAACACAACAUGACAUUACAUUUCGCCUUUCUAUUGACCGUUUAACUUAUGACUGUGGCUGAUUUUCAGAUGUCACAUUCAAGGUCACAAUAAGUAAGUAAGUACAGUUAAGUAAAGUUUGUUUAUAUAGCACCUUUCCAGAUAAAAAUCACAAAGUGCUUCACAUAAGAACAAAGAAAUUACAAACAGCAGAAACAGCAGAGUUUCAACAGAGUCCACAGAGCGGAGGCCCAAAGGCAGUGCAUCCCACAUUUUAGGUGACACCAUCUUGAAUGCACAGUCUCCCCUGGUCUUCAGUCUUGUCCUAGUCACAACCAACAGCCCCAGGUCCGAAAACCUCAGAGGCCUGCUUGUCACAUACAGGUGUAAUAGUUUGGUGUUAUAAGGUGGCAUUUGACCGUACAGAGCUCUAAAAGUCAGCACCAGAAUUUUAAAUUGGAGUCCGAAAUUGAUGGGGAGCCAGUGCAAAGUGGAAAGAAUCUGUGUUACAUGUGACCUCUUUGAUGACCCCAUAAGAAGCCUUACAGCCAAGUUCUGGACCAUUUGUAAGUAGUCCAGAGAGGACUUGCUAAGGCUAAAAAACAGUGAGUUACAGUAGUCCAGACGUGAUGAGACAAAUGCAUGAAUAAUCAUCUCCAACUCAGCCCUAGACACAAUGCUAGACGAGCAAUAGUAUGCAAAUGAAACAAAAAAACAAAAUUGUGUCAGGCGGGUAACAUAUGCGUCAAAACUGAGGGAAUGAUUGAACAUAACAUCCACGUUUGUGACUGCUGGGCAAGCAAAAGGGGCCAGAGAGCCAAGGUUCCCAACCACAUUGGCAACAAACUCAUCAGGGCCACAAAGAAGGACCUCGGUUUUUACUGUGUUAUGGGACAGGUAGUUAGCCACCAUCCAGCCUCCAAUAACCUCAACACAGCUCUGAAGAGCAGGUACCCUAAACCGUUUGAGGAGUAAAUUAAAUAUAUAGCUGGAUGUCAACUGCAUAACAGUGGUAAGAGACAACUUUAAAAGAGCUCAAGACAUGACCAAGUGGGAGCAAUUACAGAGCAAAUACAACCCCAAUUCCAAUGAAGUUGGGACAUUGUGUAAAG
Messenger RNA from Thalassophryne amazonica, 2825 nucleotides. RefSeq names its product adenosine receptor A1. Gene Ontology annotation, cellular component: dendrite; synapse; membrane. Gene Ontology annotation, biological process: G protein-coupled adenosine receptor signaling pathway. Gene Ontology annotation, molecular function: G protein-coupled adenosine receptor activity. The transcript is spliced from 2 exons. The record is from RefSeq and is a predicted model, not a curated record. Lineage: Eukaryota; Metazoa; Chordata; Actinopteri; Batrachoidiformes; Batrachoididae. The coding region runs from base 378 to 1379 and encodes 333 amino acids.